Molecule: messenger RNA, 2260 nt
Organism: Abrus precatorius (Indian licorice)
Lineage: Eukaryota; Viridiplantae; Streptophyta; Magnoliopsida; Fabales; Fabaceae
Product: phenylalanine ammonia-lyase class 3
Exons: 2
Coding region: 20-2158 (712 amino acids)
Biological process (GO): L-phenylalanine catabolic process
Cellular component (GO): cytoplasm
Molecular function (GO): phenylalanine ammonia-lyase activity
Source: RefSeq, a predicted model, not a curated record
AAAGUGUUAGUUUACGAACAUGGCGACAAUUGUUCCAGAAAGCGUUUCCUCUAAGUCUGAGCCGUUGUGUGUGAGUGACACAGACCCCCUGAAUUGGGGUGGGGCAGCGGAUUCACUCAAAGGUAGCCACUUUGAGGAAGUAAAACGGAUGGUGGCUGAGUACCGGAAGGCAGUGAUUUGUCUGGGUGGUGGGGAGACACUAACUGUAUCGCAGGUUGCUGCUGUUGCUAGCCGAAAUUCGGAGGUUAAGGUUGACCUCUCAGAGUCUGCAAGGGCAGGUGUUGAGGCCAGCUGCGAGUGGAUCAUGGAAAACAUCAACAAAGGCACUGCCAUUUAUGGUGUUACCACUGGCUUUGGUGCUGCCUCCCACAGGCGAACCGAACAAGGCUUUGCUCUUCAGAAGGAGAUGGUUAGGUUUUUAAACUGCGCAAUAUUUGGCUAUGAGACAGAGUUGUCUCAUGCACUUCCUAAAUCAGGAGCCAGAGCAGCAAUGCUUGUGAGGGUUAAUACCCUUCUUCAAGGGUAUUCGGGCAUUAGAUUUGAAAUCUUAGAAGCUAUCACCAAAUUCCUCAACCACAAUGUCACUCCCGUCUUGCCAUUACGUGGUACAAUUACUGCGUCCGGUGAUUUAAUUCCUCUGUCGUACAUUGCUGCAUUGCUAACAGGUAGGCGAAACUGUAAAGCUGUUGGACCCUCUGGAGAGUCUCUUAGCGCCAAGGAAGCUUUCCAUUUAGUAGGUUUACAUUCUGGGUUCUUUGAGUUGAAGCCCAAGGAAGGUAUUGCCCUUGUAAAUGGCACCACUGUUGGGUCUGGCGUGGCUUCUGUGGUGCUUUUUGAGGCAAACAUAUUAGCUUUAUUGUCAGAAGUUCUGUCUGCAGUUUUUGCUGAAGUCAUGCAGGGAAAACCAGAAUUUACACAUCAUCUAAUACAUAAGCUGAAGUACCAUCCCGGUCAAAUUGAAGCUGCCGCUAUUAUGGAGCACAUUUUAGAUGGAAGCUCUUAUGUCAAUAAAGCUAAACAGCAACAGCCAGAUCCAUUGCAGAAGCCUAGGAAAGAUCGUUAUGCUCUUCAAACUUCUCCUCAGUGGCUUGGUCCACAGAUUGAAGUUAUCCGGUAUUCGACCAAAUCAAUUGAAAGAGAGAUAAACUCAGUGAAUGACAAUCCUUUGAUUGAUGUCACAAGGAAUAAGGCUUUGAGUGGUGGUAAUUUCCAAGGCACCCCUAUUGGAGUUUCAAUGGAUAAUGCACGUCUAGCUAUUGCUUCAAUUGGCAAACUCAUCUUUGCCCAAUUUACUGAGCUCGUCAAUGACAUGUAUAAUAAUGGGUUGCCAUCAAAUCUCUCUGCUGGUAGAAACCCAAGUUUGGACUACGGUUUUAAGGCAGCUGAAGUUGCCAUGGCUGCUUAUUGUUCGGAACUUCAAUAUCUAGCAAAUCCAGUAACGAGCCAUGUGCAAAGUGCUGAGCAACACAAUCAAGAUGUGAACUCUUUGGGCUUAAUUUCUGCUUGGAAAACUGUGGAAGCCGUUGAGCUAUUAAAGCUCAUGUCUUCCACUUAUCUGGUUGCACUCUGCCAAGCUAUUGACUUGAGGCAUUUGGAGGAAAUUUUUAGGAACAGAGUCAAGAAUACUGUAAGCAGUGUUGCGAAGAAGACAUUAGUCAGUGAAGACAAAGAAGAAACUAACCCAUUUCGAUUUUGUGAGAUAGAUUUGCUUAAAGUCGUUGAUAGAGAAUAUGUAUUCUCCUACAUUGAUGAUCCCUCCAAUGUUACGUACCCACUGAUGCCGAAACUAAAGCAAGUACUUUACGAGCAAGCACACAUCAGUGCCAUUAAUGACAAGAAUGUAAACUUGUUAAUAUUUGAGAAGAUUGGAGAUUUUGAGAAUGAAUUGAAGUCUCUCUUGCCGAAGGAAAUUGAAAGUGAAAGGCUGGCUUAUGAGAAUGGCAAUCCAGCAAUUCCGAACAGAAUUAAGGAGUGUAGGUCAUACCCACUAUACAAGUUUGUGAGGGAGGAGUUAGGCAUAGGGUUGCUCACCGGAGAAAAGACUGCCUCCCCAGAUGAGGAAUUUGAAAAAGUAUUUACAGCCAUGAGUCAAGCAAAGAUUAUUGACCCAAUUCUGGAAUGUCUUGGAGAUUGGAACGGGGUCCCCAUCCCAAUAUAAUGUGUAAUGUGCUAAUGUUUGACAAUAACUAGCUGGCAAUUUUAUUAUAAUGCUGUCUGUUGCUUCUAUUAGAAUAAGUAGUUGAGAGAAACUAGUGUGGAU